Messenger RNA from Neurospora tetrasperma FGSC 2508, 2301 nucleotides. RefSeq lists its product as uncharacterized. NCBI's taxonomy places the organism in Eukaryota, Fungi, Ascomycota, Sordariomycetes, Sordariales, Sordariaceae. The transcript is spliced from 2 exons. The record is from RefSeq and is a predicted model, not a curated record. Bases 1 to 2067 code for a protein of 688 amino acids. Gene Ontology annotation, cellular component: cytoplasm; SBF transcription complex. Gene Ontology annotation, molecular function: transcription coregulator activity.
AUGGGGCCGGACACGCCCUCCGCGUCGGUGUUGCCUGCGCUGGACCCCGGACGUGUCACUGCGAUUGCGACGCCGAUGCCGACGCUUCACAAUGCCGACAAAGACUCGACACUUUUGCUUCCUCAUAGCUCCAUGGUCGCUGCCACUAUGCGACAAGCUUCCACUGCUCUACCGCCGACUAGCGACAAGGCGACGCGGCCAGCGGCCCCCAGCUCCCACGACGCGACCGACUAUCGCGUCCCAAGUUAUCCGCAUCCCCAUUCCCACCAGCCCGCCGCCAAUCCCACCGUCCGACACCCGGCCCCCGAGGUGCCCCGUAUCUACGACCCUCGCCCGUCCGAAUACCCCCCGGUCAACGUCGUCAAUGCCAAUUUAGCUCCUUACGACAGCUCGAGUCGCUUCCAACCUCCUCCGCCGUCCCAGCGUCACCGCCUCCCGCACUCCCUCGGCGUCUCGCAAGCGACCAGUUCCACCAACGACGCUGACUUGGUGUUUACCCCGCCCUCAAGCGAAGGUGGCCGGAGCCCUAGCAAGCCCAACAGCCACGACUCGAGCCAGGAUUCACAGCUGCUGCAGCUCUCCCAGAUUGCUGCCGCGCAGGAGAGGAUACCUGAGAAUGGAAUUGCCUUGUCAAGGAAGCGCAUGGCUGACGGAAUGGUCAAGCCCACAUACGAAAGGCCCAGUCUAUCUCCCGCAGGCACCGCCAGUCACACAAGAAACACAAGCGCCGUCAGUAUGGCUUCUACUGCCACCAGCCGACUGGGAGAGCUCUCUGCCGAGCUCAAGACUCGUCUUUCAUACGCAAUGGUAAAGGUCAACAAUGGAUGGCAAUCUCACUCGAUUGACCAAGUCGAGUCGCUGGCUUCCCGUGCUGCUUCCCCUACCUCGAGCAAUUCCACUGUACAUAUGAGGAACGGGUCGUCCGCCAGCCCACAGCUCUCGAACCUCCAACGCAUAGGUAGCCACGCCAGCACGGUUCCCGCCAACUCUCAACAGUACCCAACAUCAUCCCAGCAAUACCCACCAGGGUCUCAGCAGUACCCGUCGGGUUCGCAACCACAUCCGUCAGCAUCACAACAACAACCACAACAACAGCAUAGUCAAGGGCGGCCGGUCGAGAGUUCUUAUGCUCGGGAGUCAGGCCACUUUGCUCCUCGUUAUAGCCCAACACAACAAGCCGAGCCCAUUCCUUCGGUUACUCUUGCUCCUCCUGCCCCUAUCCAGCCAACACGGCAGCAAUUCCAACAUCCUCGACGCAAUUCGGUGCCACGAAACACUCAGGCUUUUCUUGCUAUUAACCACCAGCCACCACCUCAACAAGGACCCAACACAGCUGGGCAACCGAGUCCUUACCUAUCGACACACCAUCAUCGCACAUCGCUAAUGGAGCCGCCACUUUAUCCUCCACAUCAGAACGUCCGGGAACAAGACGCCAUAGAAUCAUUGCUCUUUAUGAGUAGUCCCGGUAACUCUGCCAACCUCAAACACGGCUUUCCCUCAUCAUCACAACCACUCUCGUCCUCGCAACCACCAUUGUCAUCAUCACAGCCUCUGCCAUCCGGCCACGCACAACCGCAACAACGAACCGCCUUACCAAGUUCACAACCACGGAAAAGCCUACCCUCAGCAAGACCAGCAAACCACCCACGCGCCCACCAAACGCUGCCUCAGCCCAUCCAAAAACGCGUAGGUUUCCAAAAGUCUCCCAACGCUAUGGACAUGGACGACGGCACCUACGGCGUCUCACCAUACAGCAAUAACAACAAUACGCGAGGCACGCCCCGGAAGAGAGGAGGAUACAACGGGCACGCUGCUGGCGGUGGCGAGCUACAACAAUAUGCACACGCACACGCCCAUGCACCCAUGCCAAAGUUGAAGCAAAUGCCCGUCUCCUCGGGGCUGACAGUACCAUCGAGGCCGUCACGCACGGGCCUGAAAGACGAGGACAUUGACAGGAUGUUGGAGCUCGCAGCGGCCAGAGAGAGGGGAGACUCGGAUUCGGAAGGGGAGAUUCAAAUCCCGGUAUCGAGGGGGCGCCGGGAGGGCGCAGGUAUCGUUCGGGCGUAGCAGCAUCCGGGAGGGUUCUGGGGGAGGCAGAUGGGCUGAUGGGAUCAAACGAGUUGACGGGACCACUAUAAAACAACAGUGUCUACGGCCAGUAUUUGCGAGGAAUGGAAAGGAAAGGGGAGUCAAUCAAAAGACUUAACUCGUGGGGGUUUUGGCGCGAUUAGGCUAUGAAAAGAGUGGAGGUCAUUGUUUGCUAGGUAUUUUCUAGCCAUAUGGACAUCGGCGCAUUGCAGC